Molecule: messenger RNA, 2492 nt
Organism: Rhea pennata
Lineage: Eukaryota; Metazoa; Chordata; Aves; Rheiformes; Rheidae
Gene: ACHE
Product: acetylcholinesterase (Yt blood group)
Exons: 5
Coding region: 1-2415 (804 amino acids)
Biological process (GO): acetylcholine catabolic process; choline metabolic process
Cellular component (GO): plasma membrane
Molecular function (GO): acetylcholinesterase activity
Source: RefSeq, a predicted model, not a curated record
AUGGGUGAAGAGCAUCUAGAUGGAGGUUCCAUCACAUCAGGUUCUCCAGUUAUGGGUCGAGAGCAUCUAGAUGGGGGUCCCAUCACAUCAGGUCCUCCGGUGAUGGGUGAAGAGCAUCUAGAUGGAGGUUCCAUCACAUCAGGUCCUCCAGUGAUGGGUCGAGAGCAUCUAGAUGGGGAUCCCAUCACAUCAGGUCCUCCAGUGAUGGGUGAAGAGCUUCUAGAUGGAGGUUCCAUCACAUCAGGUCCUCCAGUGAUGGGUCGAGAGCAUCUAGAUGGGGGUCCCAUCACAUCAGGUCCUCCAGUGAUGGGUCGAGAGCAUCUAGAUGGGGGUCCCAUCACAUCAGGUCCUCCAGUGAUGGGUGAAGAGCAUCUAGAUGGAGGUUCCAUCACAUCAGGUCCUCCAGUGAUGGGUCGAGAGCAUCUAGAUGGGGGUCCCAUCACAUCAGGUCCUCCGGUGAUGGGUGAAGAGCAUCUAGAUGGAGGUUCCAUCACAUCAGGUUCUCCAGUUAUGGGUCGAGAGCAUCUAGAUGGGGGUCCCACCACAUCAGGUCCUCCGGUGAUGGGUGAAGAGCAUCUAGAUGGAGGUUCCAUCACAUCAGGUCCUCCAGUGAUGGGUCGAGAGCAUCUAGACGGGGGUCCCAUCACAUCAGGCUCGGGCGCCAUGCAGCCGUCGGCCCGGGCGCCGGCGGGCGCUGAGGAGCUGGUGGCGCAGACCGAAACGGGGCCGGUGCGAGGCGUGCGGGUGCCGGUGGGCUCCGGCCACGUCACCGCCUUCCUGGGCAUCCCUUACGCCGAGCCGCCCGUGGGUCGCCUGCGUUUCCAACGACCCCGGGCCCCGCGGGCGUGGAGCGGGGUGCUGGACGCUUCGGCGUACCGUCACGCUUGCUACCAGUACGUGGACACCAUGUACCCGGGCUUCGGCGGCUCCGAGAUGUGGAACCCCAACCGGGAGAUGAGCGAGGAUUGCCUCUACCUCAACGUCUGGGUGCCCUCGCCCCGGCCCCGCAACGCCUCCGUGCUGGUGUGGAUCUACGGCGGCGGCUUCUACAGCGGCUCCGCCUCGCUGGACGUCUACGACGGGCGCUACCUGGCCCACGCCGAGAAGGUGCUGUUGGUCUCCAUGAACUACCGCGUGGGCGCCUUCGGCUUCCUGGCGUUGCCGGGCCACCCCGAAGCGCCGGGCAACGUGGGGCUCUUGGACCAGCGGUUGGCGUUGCGUUGGGUGCAGAGCAACAUCGGCUCCUUCGGCGGCGACGCCGGCGCCGUCACCAUCUUCGGCGAGAGCGCCGGCGCCGCCUCCGUGGGCAUGCACCUGCUAUCGCCCGCCAGCCGGCCCCUCUUCCGGCGCGCCGUGCUGCAGAGCGGCUCGCCCAACGGGCCCUGGGCCACGGUGGGGGCCGCCGAGGGCCGCCGGCGGGCCGCGCUGCUGGCCAAGCUGGUGGGCUGCGGCGGCGGCAACGACACGGAGCUGCUGGGUUGCCUGCGGGCCAAGGAGCCCCAGGAGCUCAUCGACAAGGAGUGGUCGGUGCUGCCCCACCAAGGCAUCUUCCGCUUCGCCUUCGUGCCCGUGGUGGACGGGGACUUCCUCGCCGACACCCCCGAGGCGCUGCUGAGCGCCGGAGGUCGCCCCGAAGCCCAGGUGAUGCUGGGGGCCGUGCAGGACGAGGGCACCUACUUCUUGGUGUACGGGGCGCCGGGUUUCAGCAAGGACAACGAGAGCCUCAUCAGCCGGGAGGAGUUCCUGGGCGGCGUGCGCCUCGGGGUGCCCCACGCCAACGAGCUGGCGGCCGAGGCCGUGGUGCUGCAGUACACGGACUGGCUGGACCAGGACAACCCCGUGAAGAACCGCGAGGCGCUGGACGACAUCGUGGGCGACCACAACGUGGUGUGUCCCCUGAUGCACUUCGCCCUGCGCUGGGCCGAGCGGGGCGGCACCGUCUUCGCCUACCUCUUCGAUCACCGGGCCUCCAACAUGCUUUGGCCGCCCUGGAUGGGGGUGCCCCAUGGCUACGAGAUCGAGUUCAUCUUCGGGCAGCCCCUCGACCCCAGCCUCAACUACACGGCUGAGGAGGAGCAGCUCAGCCGGAGGAUCAUGCGCUACUGGGGCAACUUCGCCCGCACCGGGGACCCCAACGAGCCGGCGGAGCGGGAGCGCCGGUGGCCGUCGUACACGGCGGCGGGGCAGCGCUACGCCCGCCUCAACGCCGGGCCCCUGGCCGUGGCCCAGGGCCUGCGCGCCCAGGCCUGCGCCUUCUGGACCCGCUUCCUGCCCAAGCUGCUCAACGUCACCGACGACAUCGAGGAGGCCGAGCGGCAGUGGCGCCUGGAGUUCCACCGCUGGAGCUCCUACAUGAUGCGCUGGAAGAGCCAGUUCGACCACUACAGCCGCCAGGACCGCUGCGCCGAGCUCUGAGUGACGCCGGCACCGCCGCCGGCGCCGCCAACACCCGCGCCGCCGCCGCCACGGCCACCAACACCACCACCACGGCC